AUGCUAGUUCCUCCAGGGCUUUAGUUUUUCUAGAUUGGCUAGGAAUAGGAAAAGCGGCAUUAGCAAGAUGAAGAAGAUAAUCAUUUUGAGUAAUAUGUAGAUAAAUGCAAAUAGUAAACAACGACUAAUAAAUCUCUAAUUAAAAUCAAACAAAAAGGUAAUAAAAAGAUAAUUAAAUUGAUAAAAAAUAACUCUUCUUGCAGAUCUCUUAAUGAACAAAAAAGCUAAAAUGAGUUAAAAUAAUUUCCUGAUUAAAUUAGCAGCGCUCAAAUACUAAGUGAUGAUAUUCAAUUUAACUAAGAAGACAAUAUUCCACAGUAAAAUGUAAGAUUCUUCUCCAAAGAUAAAUCGAAUAUGAAAUAUCAACAUAUCAACUCAGAAUAAAGAGGUGAAUUUGAAAAUUAAAUGCAAAAUGAACCUCAAAAUUUAGUAGAUAAAUUUCUGGUAGCAGUUAUUUCUCCAACUAAACAAAGAUAAAAUAGAAAUUUGGAUUCUUUUUUAAGAGAUUCCUGUAUUUAAGAUGUAAAUAAUACAAGUCCUAUGAUAAAAAAUAGCAGCUUUUCCUAAAUAUAAAGUUAAAAAUCUUAAUAGAUAAAUGAAUUAUUAAACAAGCAAAAGUAAAUCUUAGUUGAAUAGUUGAAUAAAAAUCACUCACAAUCUAUCAACUUAAAUGAUUAGUCUUACUUAAAAAAUUAACAGAAUAAUGACAGUCUGAUCAAAUAAGAUGAUAGCAAUAUGGUUAUUUUUUAGAAUCGAAGAAGCUUUACAGCUAAAAAAAUUUCUAAUAAUUUGAAUUAAAUAUCUUAAACAAAAAAUGGAAUUCUAAAUACUAAUUAGUAAACUUAGUAGUAAUUGAUUAAUGAUAACUUGUAAAAGGUACAAUCAAACAGCUAAUUUACAAUAGGUCAUUAUUUGGGUGAAUAUCAACAUAGUUAAAGUUUAUUUUUAUAAAAUAAAACAAUGGAAAGUUUAUAAAAUGAUAAUGCUUAAAAGCCCUCUCAACAGAAAACGCUAUUUGAAAUAAAAAAGUAAUAAUAAAUCAAUUAAUUGCAAGAAAAAUAUAAAUAAACAUAAAUUAAUAAACAGUAAAUUGAUUUUAAUCUUUAAUCUAUAUCUGAAAAAAUAAAUGCUUAAACCAACUCAACUAUUCAAAGCAACUCCAAUAAUUAGUAAAGUUGUAGUAGUAGUGAUAAUGUUUUACAGUAAAUAUCACAUAGUAAUAUAGGAUUUGGAAUACCUCUAACUACUAAGAAUGAAACUAAUCAGAAGGGCUUUAAAAAUAAUUUAAUAUCAAUUAAAAAAGGCAGCGCUUAAAAUACAAAGUUAGGAAUGAUUUAUUAUAACAACUUGGCAUAAAUUAGUUUAUCUGAAUCAAAAUCCUCCAAAAAAAACACACAGAAACCAAGCCUUUCUAUUUCACCAAAUAGCUUUCUUAAUUGCUAGGACUAAGGUUUGUAAUUAUAGAAAAUUUAAUUAAGAUAAAAUGAUUCAGCAACAAGUUAGUUAACAAAUAAAAGGUUUAACUUCAAUUAAAAUUCUAUUUUCGAUACAUUAGGCAAUAAAGAAAGAGUUUCAUAAAAUAAUUCUUUUCUAUUAAAAGAUUAAAACAAUUAUUUAAAUAGAAGCUUUGACUUAACCUUAAACAUUGCAAAACGUAUAAAACAAGAAAAAGAAAACAAAUAUCACACUAAUAUUGAGUAAUUCAUUUUAAAUAAUCGAAAUGAAAACAGUUUUUUGCUUAACAGUAGCAAUAUUUAUCAGGCUUAAGAUAAUUAUGUGAAUUAAAAGAACUCAUUUUCCUCAAAAAAUGGAAUCAUCUAACAAUCUAAUUCUAGAAAUUUAUCUCCAAUAAAUUUUCAAAACAAUUAAAAAUUAAUGCAAUCUUCUUUUGAAAACGAUUCUUCAAGUUAAAUGAGCAAAAUAUGCUCCUCAUAAGCAGAAAGAAGCUAGAUAGAAAUAAACAAAAGUAAAACUUAAUAUCCAGGAAAUUCUUAUAUAUCUGUGUCUCCAAUAAUGAGUAACUUUUAAAAUGAAUUCGCAAAUAGGAUAUCAAAAACUGAAAUGGACGAAUAAGAUGAAUAUUUUUAGAAAAUAAAGUAAGAAGAUAAACAAAAAUAAUCUUUUGAGAGAAAUUAAUAAACCGAUUAAAAUAAUUAAACUAGAGCUGAGAAGUCAAAGUAACAGUCUAUCUUAACUGUAUAAAAUAACAACUCUUUUUAGUUAAAUAAACUAAGAAGUGAAGAUUUUUUAGAGUAAAUAUCUUAGAGUAAUAUUGGAUUUGGAAUUCCUUUGUCAAAUAAACAUUUAAAAAACUAAAAAAGAUUAAAAUAUCACUACAAUAUUCUAUAAAAUAAUAAGUAGAGUAUUUAAAAUGCAAAACAAGAAAUGAUGGUAGUUGCUAAUAAUUAAGGUUUAUCUCAAACUAAAUACGGAAAGUAAAACAGGAGCAAAACAACUUUAUCGCUUACACCAAAUAACUUUUAAAAUUAUUAAGAGCAAUAUUUUUUAACUUAAAAAACUUAAUAUCAAUAAAGUGAACCAUCAAAUUCUUAAUAAAUUAAUAAAAAGUUUAUUUUUAACUAAAAUGAUGAGACAAUUAAUAAAGAUCAAAGGUAAAAUCUUAGCUAAUAAAAUUAACUCAAUGAUUCAAACAAUUACUUAUAUAAAAGUUUUGAUUUAUCUUAAAGUGCUGAGAAUAAAAUAAAUUCUGCAUAAACAAACAAAAAUGAAAAUGGUUUCUAACCAAAUGGAAACAAUAACUAUUAAACUCAUUUCAGUUUUGUAAAUUAAAAAAAUUCUUUUUCUACAAGAAAUGCAGUAAUUUUACAGUCUAACUCAAGAAAUUUAUCUCCAAUAAACUUUUAAAAUUCUUAAAAUUUGUCAUUAUCUCCACUAAAUAGCUCAUUGAAUCCAAUGAAUUCAAUGUGCUAAACUAAAAUUGGAUAAAUAGUAAUAAUUCAAGCUAAGAAUUAAAAUAAUUAAUAAAGCGUAAGAAAUAUGUAAAACGAUUAAGGAGCGUCUAAUGCUGAAGUUGAUGAAGAGCUAAUUAAAAAGAGAAGAAUUUAAAUACAUAGUUUGAAGAGAUCUCCAUAAAAAGGAAUCAGUGUAAAAAAGAAAGCGAAAUAAGAAAACAACAAUCAUAAGAAUAUAAAAUAAUUAGCAUAAAUUAAAUUAGCAAAUUAUAACUUAGAUAAAAUAAGUUCAGCUACAGGAGUUUCACCUUCUUAAAUCAGAAAAUCCCUUUAAACUCAUUUAAACAAAGAAAGCUAAUAUGAAUUUUAAGAUUCAAACAAAUAAACUUAAAAUCUCACUCAUGAAAAACUUUUUGCAUUUUAACCUUUGAAUAAAAAUACUAAAAUUGAAUCAGAUAUAUAUGAUCAAAAUAUAAAAUAAUAAUAAUAAUAAUAAUAAUAAUAACAAUAACAGAUAACACCAACAAAUUAAAGAUCGAAAACUGUUGGAAAUAGGAAAUAUAUAAUUAAAGGUGUAAUAGAGUUAUAAUUUGAUAAAAAUUGA
Messenger RNA from Tetrahymena thermophila SB210, 3516 nucleotides. Its product is annotated as endo-1,4-beta-xylanase xylA, putative. The record is from RefSeq and is a predicted model, not a curated record. The transcript has a single exon. Lineage: Eukaryota; Ciliophora; Oligohymenophorea; Hymenostomatida; Tetrahymenidae.